AUGACCACAACCCAAGAGGCGGUGUUGGAACCAGGGACGAUUGGUCCUGAGGGUCUACCGGAUAAAAGUCAUGUUGCGAUAGAUACCAAAAAUGCUCAGGACGGCCAGGACGAGCAGCAUGCCAAAGAGGCUGCCAAGCUGAGGCCCGAGAGGGAGGCGAAGUUCAGCGACUACUAUCGCAUCUUUUCAUACGCAAAGGCGUGGGACUACCCACUCAUGGCCCUAGCGGGCUUUGCUUCCAUAGCUGCUGGCGUGACCAUGCCUUUGAUGAACGUAGUGUUUGGCGCGCUCACAACGCAAUUUGUGGAUUACUUCAACCCCACAUCCGGCAACGUAUCACAGGCAGCUUUUGAAAGCGCACUCAACCGCAAUGCAUUGUAUAUUUUUGCCCUCUUUGUCGCCAAGUUUGGCUUGACUUAUAUGAACAAGUUCUCCUUCCGAAUAAUAGGUAUCCGCAUGUCUGCUGCAAUAAGAUUGCACUACUUGCAAAGCCUUUUCGGACAGACAAUCCAUGUCCUUGACUCCAUGGCGCCGGGUGCCGCUGCUGGAACAAUUACGACUACAGCCAAUACUCUGCAGCUUGGUAUCUCGGAGAAACUCGCCACCUUUCUCGAGUUCACAGGUUCUAUCGUGGCAGCCUUGAUCGUGGCAUUCGUUAAGAGCUGGCAGCUGACCCUUGUAACCGCUUCUGUCAUCCUUUUUAUUCUAAUCGUUGUUAGCAUCCUGCUCCCCUUCAUCGUCAAGGGACAGGGUCGACAGGCUAUUGCAGAAACCAAAUCCUCAUCUGUGGCCAGUGAAGCUUUUAGCAGUAUUCGUAUGAUCACGGCUUGUGGUGCAGAAACACAAGUGGCUAGGCGCUUUAAUGUCUGGGCAGACACUGCUAAGAAACAUGGACAGAAGACGUCGCCGAUGAUGGCGCUGCAAUUUGGUCUCGUCUUCUUCUCGCUUUACGCCGCCUUUGGUCUGUCCUUUUGGUACGGCGCGAAGUCUGUCACAGAACAUCGUGUGGGCAGUGUAGGUGACAUAGUCGUUGUUCUCAUGUCCGUCAUGAUGAUGGUGGUCUCGCUCGAACGGAUAGCGACACCGCUAAUUGCAGUCGGGAAAGCCAUGGUGGCGGCUUGCGAGUUCUUUAUCGUUAUUGAUGCGCCGAAGCCAGAUCGUGGCAGCCUGAAAGCGCCUGAUGUUUCGGCUACCGAUGAUAUUGUGUUUGAAGAUGUGGAAUUCGCCUAUCCCAGCCGACCUCAUGUCAAGGUCCUGGAUCGGUUGAACUUGAGGAUUGAAGCCGGCAAGCUUACCGCGAUCGUUGGUCCGUCCGGAUCUGGCAAGUCAACCAUUGUGGGACUGAUCGAAAGAUGGUAUACGCUAAGUGACCAGCACAUCAUUGCUAAAGCCGUUGAUCCUCAACAGGAGAAAGCAAAACAGAAGAAAAAGAAAAAGGGCAAAAAAGACGAUGACGACGUGGAUGGGGAAAAAGCUGGCGCCAGUGAUGAGGAGUCUGGAACCCCGGUGGAGCUCAAAGGCUCAAUUUCAACUUCUGGUCAUCAACUGGGCGAAAUCGAGCUCAAAUGGUGGCGCUCUCAGAUUGGUCUCGUUCAGCAGGAGCCCUUCUUGUUCAAUCAGACGAUAUAUGAGAACGUUGCCUACGGACUGAUAGGGUCGGAAUUCGAGAACGUAACUGAAGAACAAAAGAGGAAACUUGUCGUCGAGGCUUGCAAGGAAUCAUUCGCCGAUGAGUUCAUCGAUCGACUGCCAGACGGCUACGACACAAUGGUUGGUGAUAGUGGAACAAAGUUAUCUGGAGGCCAAAGACAACGUAUCAGCAUUGCACGAGCCGUCAUCAAGAAGCCCAAGAUAUUAAUUCUCGACGAGGCGACCUCUGCCAUUGAUGUUCGCGGCGAACGCAUUGUACAAGCUGCUUUGGAUAAAGUUUCGCAAGGCAGGACGACUGUGACUAUCGCUCACCGCCUCUCGACCAUUAAGAAAGCGGAUACCAUCGCCGUGAUUCAGAAGGGGCGAGUUGUUGAACAAGGAACACACGAUGGUCUGCUACAAAAUGAGAAGGGUGUCUAUCACGGACUCGUGUAUGCCCAGCAGCUUUCUCUGGGCGAACCGACCGAGGCUAGCGGGUCGGACAGCCCAGAAGAAGAAGAAGAUCUGGGCGCUGUUCUCGAUCGCGAGAAAAGCGCCGCUUUAUCGGAAAACGAUGAAGUGCGGACCAAAGCUGGAUACAAGCGUAAGGGGCUUUUUGGCAGUUUCGGCCGUUUGCUUUAUGAGCAGAGGACUCGCUUCGUAUCUUACGGCCUGACAAUAUUCUUCGCGGCAUGUACAGCUGCGGCAUCGCCGCUGCAGGCUUACCUAUUUGCCAAGAUUAUUGUCAUUUUCCAAUAUGACCCACAAUCUGCCCAAUUCACUAGUGAGGCCAAUUUCUGGUCGCUCAUGUGGGUUGUAUUGGCUAUAGGUGUCGGUAUUUCCUGGUUCUUUGUCGGGUUCGUUUCUACACAUUUGGCGUAUUAUAUCUCGGCCACGUACAGGAAGCAGUACUUCGAAGGCCUGCUGUACCAGAAGACUUCCUUCUUUGACGAGGAGGACAAUUCUACAGGAACACUGACUGCACGAGUUGGGGGUGAUCCAAAGCAACUUGAGGAGAUGUUGGGUAUGAAUAUGGCCAUGGUCUACAACUCCAUUUUCACACUCGUUGGAGCCCUAUCCAUAUCAUUUGCGUAUGGCUGGAAGCUCGCUCUUGUGGCACUGUGUGUUACAAUGCCACUCGGUCUCUCGGCUGGCUACUUCCGACUCAAAUAUGAGUUGGAGUUUGACAGGAUGUACGGAGCCGUCUUUGCAGAAAGUAGCAAGUUCGCCGCUGAGGCUAUUGGUGCGUUCAGAACCGUUGCGUCUAUGACUCUUGAGGAUACCAUCACGGACCGAUACGACAAGCUACUCAACGGUCAUGUUGUCACGGCCUACAAGAAAGCGCGCUGGACGACUCUAAUUUUUGCUUUUUCCGAUAGCAUCAGCCUUGGUUGCCAGGCCUUGAUCUUCUGGUAUGGCGGCCGGCUCAUGGCUACUAGAGAGUAUGAUCCAACGCAGUUCUUCGUCUGCUACAUGGCUGUCAUUCAGGGCGCUGAAGCUGCCGGUAACGGCUUCAGCUUCGGUCCAAAUGCUGCCCAAGCUUCUGCAGCUGCCAACCGAAUUCUGAGUAUUCGUGGGUCGCCAGACAACAGAGACAGCAAAGAUCCGGCCAAUAUCCCUGACACAGAUGGCGGUAUUCAGAUUGAGCUCAAAAACGUGCAUUUCAAAUACCCAACACGUAAUGUCUCUAUCUUCAAGGGUCUCAAUCUUUCCAUUGGGAAAGGUCAAUUCGCCGCACUCGUGGGCGCCUCAGGUUGUGGUAAGACCUCAAUUGUCUCCCUUCUGGAACGUUUCUAUGAUCCCCAAAAGGGCCAGAUUCUCGCAAACGGUACCGAUAUUCAGGAUAUCAACGUGUAUCAAUACCGCAAGCAUUUGUCGCUCGUGGCGCAAGAGCCAAACAUAUUCCAGGGCUCGCUACGAGACAACAUACUUUUGGGUGUCGAACCAGACUCUGUUACCGACGAACAACUCCACGCUGUUUGCCGUGAUGCCAGUAUCCACGACUUCAUAUCGUCGCUGCCCGACGGGUACAACACGCAGGUCGGAUCUCGGGGAGUCAGCCUCUCCGGUGGGCAGAAACAGCGCGUCUCCAUCGCGCGGGCGUUGAUCCGGCAGCCGAACGUGCUCCUCCUGGACGAGGCGACGAGCUCGCUGGACUCGGAGAGCGAGAAGCUCGUUCAGAAAGCCUUUGAGCGGGCCGCUACCGGCCGCACCAUGGUCGUCGUCGCGCACCGGCUUGCAACGGUGCAGAACGCUGACGUCAUUUUCGUCCUGGGCGAGGGGAAGGUCCUUGAGCAGGGAAAUCAUCACGAGUUGUUGAAGAAGAAGGGCGUCUAUUGGCAUAUGUGCCAAAGUCAAGCCUUGGAUCGGUAA
Messenger RNA from Truncatella angustata, 4002 nucleotides. RefSeq names its product P-loop containing nucleoside triphosphate hydrolase protein. Gene Ontology annotation, cellular component: membrane. Gene Ontology annotation, molecular function: ATP binding; ATP hydrolysis activity; ABC-type transporter activity. Gene Ontology annotation, biological process: transmembrane transport. Lineage: Eukaryota; Fungi; Ascomycota; Sordariomycetes; Amphisphaeriales; Sporocadaceae. The coding region runs from base 1 to 4002 and encodes 1333 amino acids. The record is from RefSeq and is a predicted model, not a curated record. The transcript has 6 exons.